AUGGCAACCACUCGCUACAAAGGCCCUCUCCCCGAGGGUGUACCUAUCUUGAAAACAGUCGAAGAAGGCCGCCAAUUCCAAGCCGCAAAUGUGAAUGCCUGUAUGUGGCCCGACAACGGUGGUUACUACAUGAAGAACCCUGAUGGCACAGUUAUCGCCGUGGCAUCAGAUGAAGUGUGUGAAUACGCCGACCGCGGAGAGGCCGAGAUCGAAGCCAUGAUUACAUCGGGCGAGCUGUCGGACAAUGAGACAUGCCACCUAGGCGAAGGAGGAGGACCCUGUCAGAACUGUAUCAAUGCCCAGUCUGAAAAAGGCCACAGCGGGCCUUAG
This is a messenger RNA of Penicillium canescens, 330 nucleotides long. RefSeq lists its product as uncharacterized. The record is from RefSeq and is a predicted model, not a curated record. Bases 1 to 330 code for a protein of 109 amino acids. The transcript has a single exon. NCBI's taxonomy places the organism in Eukaryota, Fungi, Ascomycota, Eurotiomycetes, Eurotiales, Aspergillaceae.